AUGGCGGCCCCACGGCUUCCAUUCCUUUAUCCGAACCUGAUGCGCGCAGUCAGAUCUUGCGAACCCCAUACGUACCGCUCCCUUCGCAUCUCAUCCCGCGGUCAGCACUCUCCCUUCCACACCAGUCGACGACACGCCCAAGAGACCUAUCACCGACGAUACGGGCCCGCGGCAGAAGCAAACUUACCUCCGCCCUCCAAACCCAAAGACGACGCAUCCCGCCAGCAGGCCGCAAGCCCUUCAUCUGGGAAAGACAGGGACAGCGACGCAUCUCCGUCUCCGAGCCAAGCCCCACCCGAGCAGUCACAGCAAACGGACACCGAAAACGCCUCGGAAGCCUCACCACAGUCGCAGAACGACAAGUCCGCAGCCCCAGCUACUGAGCAACAAGUCGAGCAUGAACCCGCAGAAGAGCAAGAAUCCCGCGAGGAGUCCGAGCCCGCAUCCAACAAGCAGGAUGUAGAAGAAGCAACUGCUGCCCCGAGCGAAAGGCCCCCCGAAGAACCAAUCCAUCUCUUCCAUCCGCUCAACCAAAAUCCUCUCGAUGGUGUCCUACAUAUGCCGUCUCCUUCCUCCUACCUAGCCACAACCGAUGGUCCGACCUCGGAGAACAAGCCUCCAAACCUCGCCCCUGCCCCCUACGUCCAUCACUUCGACUCGUACUCGCUAGUCCGUGAUCUUUCUACCGGCGGUUUCUCGGAAGAACAAUCUGUCACGAUCAUGAAGGCAGUGCGGACCAUCCUGCACGGUAACCUGGAUCUCGCAAGACAAAGCCUGACCUCCAAGUCGGACGUUGAGAAUGAGUCCUACCUGUUCAAAGCCGCGUGCUCGGAACUCCAGUCAUCCCUGCAGACGGCCAGAGCCUCGGAAAUGCAGCGCCAGCGUGCCUCCCGGACACAACUGCAACAUGAAUCGGAUAUCCUGUCUCAACGCUUGAACCAGGAACUCGCAGGACUAAAAGAUGAUAUCAAGGGGAUGUUCAACGAUCACAAGAUGUCGACCCGUGAACAACAACGAAGCAUCGAUACCUCUGUACAAGAGCUCAAUUACAAAAUCACUGUCUCCCUGAACAGUGAUGGCAAGAGCGAAAUCGAGGGACUGAGAUGGAUCCUAACAAGGAGGGCUGCUAUGGCUAUUGCCACGAGUGCCUUCAUGAUCAUCAUCUUCCUCAAAUACUAUUCCGUCCGCAAGGCCCAGGAGAGUGCUGAAAAGAAGAAAAAGAAACAAGACGCUUCCAGCAAGGAUCCCAAGGAGGCCCGGGCAGUUGCCCAGGAUCCCAUUCUUCGGCCCAAGUCCACACCAGUUCCCGAAGUCCAUCUCGGAGAGUCGCUUGGUUAA
This is a messenger RNA of Aspergillus ibericus CBS 121593, 1338 nucleotides long. RefSeq lists its product as uncharacterized. The record is from RefSeq and is a predicted model, not a curated record. Bases 1 to 1338 code for a protein of 445 amino acids. The transcript has 2 exons. Lineage: Eukaryota; Fungi; Ascomycota; Eurotiomycetes; Eurotiales; Aspergillaceae. Gene Ontology annotation, cellular component: mitochondrion.